GAACGCUGAAAAAGACAAACACAACAAUGGCUUAUAACAGAGACACUACUAGGGAAGAUGAAGAUAAAUUCAGAAGAAGCUGGGAUCCAUUUCUGGUAAAACCAGUGCUCGAUGAGGAAGAGAAAACAUCAAAAUUUGUUCUAGGACUUAUUAAGAUUAUUUGUACCAUUGUUGGACUUCUGGUUUUAAUUUCUGGAGCUUUAAGCAAGUCUUCUCUAUUACUUCUGAUAAUGAUGAAUGGAGAUUAUUCUCUGCAUGUUUCAAACAAACCGUUGGCAGCCAUUAUCAUUGGAGCAGUGUUGGUAGCACCAAACGUACUAACGUUACUUAAGAGCCUUUGGAAGGUUUCAUUUACCACUUCUUCAUGCCCUCCUAGAAAAGACUUGUUCAUGGUUUGCAUUUGUCAGAGCUUAGUUGCCCUUGGAACAUCAAUGCUGAUAUUAGUGGCAAUGCCUCACUUCAACAUUAUAAGCAACAUCAUGAUCCUUAACAGUGUCUGCUUGAUUCCUUCAUUUUUUCAAAUAAUUGACCAUGUUAAGAGGCCAACUUGGAAAUUGACUAUUCCAAUUUUAUCUGUAGUGUUUCUCAUAGCUGGCUACAUAAUGUUCUUUAUAGGAUAUAUCAACAUGAACCUUCCAAACAUCUAUAUCUAUAUCAUAAUCGCAUUGCUUGCAGCAUUUUUAAUAUCCAUGAAUUGGGUUAAAUUUGUUACAGAUAUCUUUGACCAGAAGAAUGACUGCAAAAAUAUGUUGUACAUUUUCAGCAGUCUGGUUAGAAUCCUUGUGACUGCAGUUGUUGUAGGAAGCUAUAUUCCAAUUAUUGGAGAAGACUGGUCUAAGAUAAAACUUGCUACGGCUAAGGAACUUCACCUAGUGAUCAGCCUCUUUUGUAUCCAAGCUGGGACUUCUGUAAUUUGUCAUUGGUUUGGAGUUGUGGCAUGUAAAAUGCAUUCAGUUCGAAGAAGUUUUGCUUUGCCUCUAGUGACUACUCCCAUUGCUGUUAUUAUUGCAGUUUUUUGCAUUUUUUUUACUUCGGAAGCAGCUAAACAAAGCACUGGUGGGACAGGAUAUUUAAACAUUUCUGUUCUGUGCAACAAAAUUAACGUAAAUGACAGCCUCAGUGUGGCCCAAAAUCUUUUCAUGGAAGUGUCCAAUAAUUUAUGUCAAACAUUGUCUUUCAGCAACGUUUCAAAUCUUGUUAUCAUAGGCCUAGCUGCACUAUGUUGGUACAUUGGGUUCAUCCUUUGCACUAGCCAUGUUUGGAAGUUAAAAUUACAAAGGAUAGAAAGGACAACUCAACUUUUUAUACUCCGUUUAUAUGAAGCCGCUUUUGUCGAUCAAUCAAUGUUGCUUAACGUAAGAACUCAACCAAUAGAAACUGAACAAAAUGAAGACAACAGGAGAUCUCAGGACAAAGUCAUGAUCUAUUUGUGCGCUACCAUGUGGCAUGAGACAUUUGAUGAAAUGCUAAAGAUUAUGACAUCAUUGUUCAGAUUGGACAAAUACAAAGCUCUUAAAAACAAGGAAGCUUUUGAUUUUGAAGCACAUAUUUAUUUUGAUGAUGCUUUCACUGAUGUUUCCGAAGACCAAACUGGAACGAAGUCAAGAAGCGUCAACAGCUAUGUAGAAUGUCUUGUGUCUGUGAUUGAGGAAGUGUACACUGUGUUCACAUUUGACAAACGUGAAGAGCUUUCUAAGAAAAAUACCACAUAUGUUGUACAGCAGAAGAUUAUAGUGACACCUUAUGGCGGUCGGCUGUGCUACACACUUCCACAUGGAAACGUCCUAUAUGUACACCUGAAAGAUAAACAUAGAAUCCGACAUAAGAAGAGGUGGUCUCAGAUCAUGUACAUGUAUUAUUUGUUGGGAUGGAAGUUAUAUCGGAAAUAUUUAAAUUUAUCAGACAAAUCUGAACUUGAGAAAGCAAAAUCAAACACCUAUAUUCUUGCACUGGAUGGAGACACUGACUUUCAGCCAUCAGCUUUAUUGCUCUUGGUGGACAGACUAAAAAUGUAUGAAAAAGUCGGUGCAGCCUGUGGAAGAAUACACCCGACGGGCACAGGUCCUAUGGUUUGGUAUCAGAAGUUUGAAUACGCUGUGGGCCAUUGGCUGCAAAAGUCCUCAGAGCACGUUUUUGGUUGUGUCCUCUGCAGCCCAGGAUGCUUUAGUUUGUUUAGAGCAUCUGCACUUAUGGAUGACAAUGUGCUGAAGAAAUACACCACAAAAGCAACCGAAGCCUCUCAAUACGUCCAGUAUGAUCAAGGUGAAGAUCGUUGGCUCUGUACAUUGCUACUUCAACAAGGCUGGCGUGUGGAAUAUAACGCUGCAUCCGAUGCCUACACAAAUGCUCCACAAGAAUUUGAAGAAUUUUAUAAUCAACGUAGACGUUGGGGACCGUCUACCAUGGCCAAUACCCUUGAACUACUGCAUAAUGGAAGAGAAGCAGUAAAGAAAAAUUCAUCCAUCUCAACUCCCUAUAUCAUUUACCAGAUAUUUACUAUGGCGUCAUCAAUACUAGGGCCGGCUACUGUCUGCUUAAUGAUUGCAGGUUCAUUUUCCUUUCUCUUUCAAUGGAAUGCAAAUGUCAGUUUAAUAUUAGCAAUAACUCCUCCAGCUAUGUACAUUGGUGUCUGUUAUCUAACAAGUACAAAAACCCAAAUAAACAUUGCUGCAGUGCUCAGUGUGCUAUAUGCUUUUCUAAUGACCGCAACCUUCCUGUGUAUUAUAGGUGACAUGGUUAAACAAGAAACCUUUGUGACACCUACUGGCAUAUUUCUCAUUUCCAUGGCUUUAAUAUACAUUGUAACAGCUUUAGUUCACCCACAGGAAUUCCAUUUACUAAUCUAUGGACUUAUGUACAUUAUUUGUGUACCAAGUGGCUAUCUCCUAUUAACUAUAUAUUCCUUGGUUAACAUGCACAUAGUCUCAUGGGGAACUCGUGAGACUGCUAAACCAAAAGAGGAAAAUAAGGAAGUAAACAAGAAAGUCAGAUUUAGAAAGAAUUGUAAAUGUUUGUGCUGGGACAUAGAGAUAUCAGUUAAUGAGCAAAAUGCUAAAGAGAAUAGUCAAAAACAAGAACAGAAAGAUAAUCUUCAGCCUCUCACCAUUCAAAGCCAAGAACAUGAAAAUGACAUUGAACAAGGUAGCCACACGAAUGAAGAUGAUGUUGCACAGGAAGCUUAUGAAGAAAGAUGGAUACAGCAAUUACAAUCUAAAUCAAGAUACAAUGUACUAAAUGAAGAACAAUUAAUGGAGGAGGAAGUUCCAUUUUGGAAAACUCUUAUAAAGGAUUACUUGGAGCCUCUCAAUGAAGAUAAGAAAAAACAAGAACAAAUUGCAGAAGAUUUAAAGUCAUUAAGGAAUAAAGUAACCUUUGUGUUUUUCAUGAUCAAUCUGUUGUGGAUUGUGGCUACUUUCUUUUUGCAAAUAAUUGGCUCUUCGAUCACCAUAAAAAUACCCAAAGUGUUUGUCAAUGGAACCAUUUCAGAUUUUGAAACAUUGCCUGUGGAACCCAUUGGAUUUAUGUUCUUGAUAUCAUUUGCCAUCUUAAUUCUAUUACAGUUUGGUGCACUUCUAUAUCAUAGAAUCUAUACUUUGAUUCAUUUCAUUGCUUAUCAAGAAACUGAAGGGAAGAUAAACAGAGAGGCCUUUGGAGAUGAAAACAAAUACAAAGAAAUGAGCAAUGGAAUUGACGAAAAUCUAAAUAUUUAUGAGAAUCCCAUUGCAAUAAUUGCAGAAAAUGAGACAGGCGAAACAACUGUCCCUUCUCUAGAAAUGCAUCGUGUAACAAGUUGAUUUUUGCACAGACAGUCAGGAACUGCACUAGUGAAUAUAUAGGCUCACCAUAUGCAAGCUAUGUCUGUGGUCUGGCAAUAGGCAGUAAAUGAUAGUGCUGAUAUCACCAAGCACAAGUGGAUCAGAAUAGUGGAAGCAUCUAAUUCAGGGUUAUUCCAUACUUUAGUGGAAUGGGGUCUAUUUUUUUAAUGACAUUUGUCAGUGUGAUUUACUUAUGUAUGUGCUAAGCAUAAGACAUUCUGAGCUUUGUAAACAAAGUUGAUCUUUUUUUUUAUCACAGGGAGUGACUAAUAUUCCUAUGCUGAAUCACCCUGUUUUAACUGAUGAUGUUUUAUUGGUGGAGAGUUUACUUGUACAAAACACAUUUUUACAUUUUCUUUAACUUGAGCUUGUGCUAUCACUACUGGCUGAGAGAGAAAUGUGGACUUAUCCAACAGACUUGUGAUCUACUGGUAGAUCCCAAUCUGAGCACAUCUGAUCUAAUUAUUCAGUGAUUAGGGGCACUGACCAUAUAUGUGGUCUGCUUAAAAAAGCUUAUAUUUCCUUUUAAUUUUUUUAAAAUAUGUCAGUUUUUCGGACUCACUCUCUGUGCUCUUCUGAGCGGGUCUGUUAUUUUUAGUCAGCGCA
Bombina bombina (fire-bellied toad) is the source of this 4421-nucleotide messenger RNA. RefSeq names its product chitin synthase chs-2-like. Lineage: Eukaryota; Metazoa; Chordata; Amphibia; Anura; Bombinatoridae. The coding region runs from base 27 to 3794 and encodes 1255 amino acids. Gene Ontology annotation, molecular function: chitin synthase activity. The record is from RefSeq and is a predicted model, not a curated record. Gene Ontology annotation, cellular component: cell septum; cell periphery. The transcript is spliced from 19 exons.